AUGUAUUUUAUUUUGAAAUCUCUUCACCUGAUUGUGAUUCUCGAGUGUUUGGAGGCCGUGUAUACAAGUCUGAUUCAGUCUGAUUCUGAGCUACCUGCAUCUGAUCAUCCAUUACGAAAAAUUAGGGCCAAGCCGGUGAUCGAAACCGGGACCUCUCGCACCCAAAGCGAGAAUCAUACCACUAGACCACUUGGCCGUGCUGAGACCAUCCGCGGAUGUCAGAAACGUGAGUCGGAAUGGAGAGAAAUCAUGGAGGAGAUUGCGAUGGUGUCGUAA
Molecule: messenger RNA, 276 nt
Organism: Necator americanus (New World hookworm)
Lineage: Eukaryota; Metazoa; Nematoda; Chromadorea; Rhabditida; Ancylostomatidae
Exons: 1
Coding region: 1-276 (91 amino acids)
Source: RefSeq, a predicted model, not a curated record